Messenger RNA from Naegleria lovaniensis, 1680 nucleotides. RefSeq lists its product as uncharacterized. NCBI's taxonomy places the organism in Eukaryota, Heterolobosea, Eutetramitea, Acrasida, Naegleriidae. The transcript has a single exon. The record is from RefSeq and is a predicted model, not a curated record. The coding region runs from base 1 to 1680 and encodes 559 amino acids.
AUGUUCGAUUACAACCUGUUUCAUUCAAUUGUCAACCCGAGCACAAAACAGAUAAAUGAGCCAUCAUUUCCCAAAUUACAUCCAACAAGAAAUGAGGAAAAUGUACGGAUGAUUAUUGUUGAUUUUUCAAAAUUUGAAAACCAUCACAAUAAUGAAAAAUUUGACCUUUGUAGAUUGGGAUUAUUAUUGAAAAAUAAAUUCUCAUUACAACAAGCUGGAAAGAAGAAGUGGCUUGAGAAUAGAGAGUUGAAAUAUACAAAGUUCUUUCCAGUAGAAUUUAUGAAUGAUAAGGAAUUUGUUCUUAAUCACAUUAAAAAGCAUGGCUAUAAAUUAAAACAUGCAUCGCAACAAUUGCAAGAAGACAGAGAUUUUGUAUUGAAAGUAGUUCAACACAACGGAUUAGAAAUACGAUUUGCAAGUGAAGAAGUUCGCAACGAUCAAGAAGUACUAUUGGCAGCUAUUAAGCAAAACUCAAAAGCUCUGACUUAUACCCCAUCCGAUAUUAGAACUGACAGAGAAUUUAUUUUGAAAGCAGUUCGAGAGAAUGGUAAUGCUCUAAAGCACGCAAGUGAUCAGCUGAAGAGGGAUAAGGAAAUUGCUUUAGCUGCAGUGAAACAACAUGGUGAAGCAUUGCAAUUUGCUUCCACAGAGGAUAAGGACAUUAUUUUUGAAGCAAUCAAACAAAACAACAAGGCAUUGCGAUGGGUAUCAAAUUCUUUACUACAAGAUUCUAGUUUCAUGUUACAAGCUCUCAAAUUAAUAUUUACAGAAUUUAAAAUGUUAGAUACUUUUAGUUAUUCAAGAAAAGAUAUCCUGAGUCGAGUGGUUCAAGAAUUUGGAUGUUUACUUGAAUUUGCGUCAGAUGAAUUGAAGAAUGAUCGAGACGUUGUAUUAAUGGCAGUCAGAAAUGAUGCCUAUGCAAUUCUUUUUGCCUCUGACUCUAUGAAGAACGAUAAGGAAAUUGCAUUGGUGGCUGUGAGUCAAGAUGGAGGUGUAUUGAAAUACGUCUCGGAGGAGUUAAAGAAUGAUAGAGAUGUUGUUUUAGCUGCUGUCACUGAGAGAAAAAGGAACUAUUGGACAUCUAAUCUAAUUUAUGCCUCUGAGGACUUGAGGAAAGAUAAAGAGAUUGUACUGGCUGCAGUAAGACAAUGGAAAGAUGCACUCCAAUAUGUAUCUCAUGAGUUGACAGAUGAUAGGCAAGUCGUGUUAGAAGCUGUGAGGCAUAAUGGUUGGUCUCUUGCCUAUGCGUCUGAGAGGUUGAGAAGUGAUCAAGAAAUUGUUUUUGAAGCCAUUAAGCAAGACAUGGAUGCUUUUAAAUGUGCUUCCAGAACACUUUUAAGCGACAAACAAUUCCUUUUACAAAUUAUCAAACUUGGUUGUAGAGAUGUUUUAAAACAUGCACCCAAAGAAUUUAUUCAAGACAAGGAGUUUUUAUUACAAGCCAUCCAAAUCAAUAGUCUUGGUAUUGUAGGAACGUAUUAUUUUCCUGACAGAGAGUUUAUUUUAGAAACAGCAAAGAAUAAUGGGUAUGCUUUACGUUAUGCAAGCAUGAUCAUGAAGAAUGAUCCAGAAAUUGCGAUAGCAGCUCUCCGAAACAACGGCUAUGUGUAUGAGUACAGCGAUGAAUUAUAUCAAGAAAGAAUGAAGCAACGUUAUCAUGAUGUUUAUUUGGGACAAUAA